AUGCAGGAACUGUUGACAUUCAGAGAUGUGACCAUAGAAUUUUCUCCAGAAGAGUGGGCAUGCCUGGACCCUGCUUGGUGGAAUUUGUAUAGGGAUGUGAUGUUAGAGAACUACAGAAACCUGGCCUCCCUAGGUCUUACAACCUCUAAGCCAGACCUGAUCACCUGUCUGGAGCAAAGGAAAGAGCCCUGGAAUGUGAAAAGACAUGAGAGAGUUGCAGAACACUCAGGUAGGUGGGAGGCAGAUGGUGCAGGUGAGAGGUACAAAGGUCAAGGAGGAAGCCAGACCUUAAAAUGUGGUUUGGGAGACUCUGCUACAAUGUUAAUGGUUUCUGAGAAGACUGGGUUUCUUUCUCUCAGUGUGGCACAGGGACAUCUCUGUCCCUUUUUCUUGAGUUAUCUAAGGUGUUAACU
Nycticebus coucang (slow loris) is the source of this 413-nucleotide messenger RNA. RefSeq names its product zinc finger protein 679-like. Gene Ontology annotation, biological process: regulation of DNA-templated transcription. The transcript has 3 exons. The record is from RefSeq and is a predicted model, not a curated record. NCBI's taxonomy places the organism in Eukaryota, Metazoa, Chordata, Mammalia, Primates, Lorisidae. Bases 1 to 411 code for a protein of 136 amino acids.